Cavia porcellus (domestic guinea pig) is the source of this 8400-nucleotide messenger RNA. RefSeq names its product zinc finger GRF-type containing 1 (gene Zgrf1). Gene Ontology annotation, molecular function: helicase activity; zinc ion binding. Gene Ontology annotation, biological process: double-strand break repair. Lineage: Eukaryota; Metazoa; Chordata; Mammalia; Rodentia; Caviidae. Gene Ontology annotation, cellular component: site of double-strand break; nucleus. Bases 588 to 6491 code for a protein of 1967 amino acids. The record is from RefSeq and is a predicted model, not a curated record. The transcript is spliced from 27 exons.
GAGGCGGUGGUGACGGCCUCUGCCUGGCAAUUCGCUUUGUAGUUUCUUUUGGUUAUCUAGGUUGAUUUCUGGACAGAAUGUUGCCAUACUGAUUCCGAAGCAUUUAUAUAUGAGUCACUUAGGGACUGAGGGUUUGGUUCGAAAAUCCUGCUUGUUGAAAAACAAAAAACCGGGCCGGAGAUUUGGCCCAGCAGCAUGAGCGCCUGCCUGGCAAGUGCGAAGUUGCGAGUUCGAUUCACGGUUUAAAAAAAAAAAAAAAAAAAAAGGACCCAAAAUAUGUAGUUAUAAUUGUCAUUUUACUAAAGUCACGGGCGUAAUAUAUUUACAUUAUAGACAGCUAAUUUAGGAAAUACUGUGGGCAGUCAGACAGGGCUAGGCCUUCGGGGGAGUCCAUGCAAAAGAUGAGAGCACAUUCCAAUUGUGGCUGCAGGCGCAUCUGUUGGAGACCGGGCCUCAAGAUAAAGGGGAAAUGACCAGGCCUGCAGGCCUCCUCAAGGGAUAAGCAACACAUUAACAUCAGGCGUCCUGGUAGUAUAAAUACUUGAUGAUUUUGUGGAUCUGACUGGUUUAUAACUUCGGAAGAAACAAUGGAAAGCCAAGAAUUUAUUGUCCUGUAUACUCAUCAAAAGAUGAAGAAGGCCAAAGUGUGGCAAGAUGGAACCCUGAAGCUUGGUCCUGCAGGAAGCAAGGCAAUUUUAUAUGAUGACAAAGGAGCUUGCUUGGAAAGUCUAUUUCUGAAAUGUCUUGAGGUGAAACCUGGAGAUGACUUAGAAAGUGAUCGAUACUUAAUCACUGUUGAGGAGGUAAAGGUUGCUGGAAGCCUAGCUGCUAAGCAGGAAGUCGUUAGAGAAGCGCCACCUUGGAGUUCUAGGAGUUUUGCUGGCCGUUUCCGGGGGUGUCAGCCCCCUGGCUUAAAGCGGAAAUAUACUGGUUUUCAAGGACCACGUCAAGUGCCAAAGAAAAUGGUUGUUACGGAAAAUGGAGACUGGCCUGCGUCCUUUGAGGCUGGCGCUACUUUGUUUUCUCCAUCCUGCAGCAGCCUGCCUCUGUUUCCUACUGUGGGCAGGAAGGAAAUGAGUAACAUGCAGACAGUCCCCCACAGCGCCAUCGCUGCCCAGGCUGGAGCGAGCCAGGGCCCCUGCCCUUCCACUUCCUUGGAACCGAGCCCCAGAGUGCCAUGGGAAGCAGGCACCUCUCUGGGCUCUGGACGGCGGUGUGAAGACGCUGUGCUGGCCACAGAGCCCAGCAGACGACACAGCCCAGCGUCGCACUGCCCUGGAGCCCCACAGCAGCAUGUCCGAAGCCAAGCACAGAUCUUAGCUCUCCUGAAGUCCACACCAACAACCAUACCUGAGCUUCGGGAUGCUGAGCCGGUGGGACACCCAGGGCAGCUAUGGACUCCAGCUGUGUGCGGAGCUGGCCUGGAAGGGCACACUGAGGCACUGGGCGCAGAGCGGCCCCACAGCCCGAGGCAGCUGGAGACUGCUGCAGCCAGCCGGAGCCGCUGGGCAGUGUAUUUAUCCCCGCAAGACUCCGAGGCAGCUUCUGCCAGUGGUGCCGGUGGUGGGGAGAGGCAGGCGGCAGAGCAGGAAAAUGACGCAUGUUUGAAUCUCGAAGACCUUUUGGAACAGAAAAGAAUGCAGGCCUUUGGAACACAUGCUGAAAUUGGCAAGAAGCAUCGUGAAGACGAGCUGGGGGACAGGAGCGCGAGCUGGCAUCAGGCUCCCAAAAAAGAACCUUUGUUAGGCGGCAGUGCACUGGUAUGCUGCAGCAGUGCAGGGCAGGGUGGGCUGCUUGCAGAAACCACUGUUGGUGGAAAUGACAAAGUACCUUUCAGUGGACAGGACCAGGGGUGCAUGGGUGGCCCCCCAGGACAGGACCUUCACUGCGCAGCACAGUCUCCUACAGCCUCGGGAUGUCAGGUGUCUUCUCUGAGUCAGGAUUCUAACACCCUGGACGACGAUGUGGAACCAGUUUCUGAAAAUGGCACUGCCAAUGAGAGACAGGGUGGUGUCCUGGGAUCCGGAGGGAAUGGGACACAGCCGUUUUUGGAGGUAACCUUUAACCUGAGCAAUUUUGAGACAAGUGACUCGGAGGAGGAAUCACAGGAAAGCAGUGGCCUUUCCCAGGGUGCAGGGACCUGGGCAAAGGGCAGUUCCUAUGUUCAAAAGCCACAUGAGGGUUUAGGCUGUCAAGAAAUUAGCAGUGAACGUUUGCCAUGCUUACCCUCUGUGGGUCACGGGUGGACAGAGAAAUGUUCUGUUAAAGAGACGCUGUCGCAGUUUUGUGAUAAAACUUGUAUAGGUAUUGACCCAGGACCUUGUGAAGAUGGGAACGCUGGAGAAGAGGACGAUAGCGACCUGGCCAGCAGUUCCAGCCCUUCGGUGGCAGGGUGUGCUGGUGAAUCUGUGGAGGACGUGGAGGACACUGACAGGUCUUGCCAGACCAUCACACGUCCCUCUGAUUUUGCCUCACUCUCAAAUAAAUCUAAAGGAACAGGUGCAGAUUUACAUACUCCUGACCUUUUAGACAUAGCUACUAACCAGGCUUCUAAAAACAAUGACUUACUUUCCCAUCAACAACCUUGGCCUUUCGUUUUGGGAAGUGUCUUAGAUAACGAUGCCAAGCAGGUUUCCUCGCCCAUUUCUGGCCAUGACAGCAGUGUCCGGACGUUUGAUGGUCUUCGGGGUCAGUCAAAACAUGCUGCACUUGGUGAGUCCCAUUCCCAGGCUUGCAGCUCUUUGCUUGCCCUUUGGGAAGCAAAGCAGCCUCUUUACCAAGACACUGAAGUGUGUAUUCCUGAAUGCGACGACUCGAGGAGUUCUCGUGUACCCCGUGACUGUGGCCAUAUUGAAGUGGAACCUGCCAGAAACAGCAGCUCGUCCUGGAGUAAUCCUGGCGACUCGUUGGAGCUCUCUGGAGUAGUCAGUCACAUUUCCCCUUUGAAGUCUCUGUCUGCACACAGCACUGCUUUAGAAAUCGUGGAAAUGCUGCCAAGGCAGGAUGCGGCCUUCACACCGCCAGGAACACUGCAGGCAGAAGAGCCAGAGAGCCAAGCUGAAGCUAGGAAACCGUGUAUUAGGAUACCAUUUAUUCCUCACCUGAAGCAGGGUUCUCAACAGAUACUAGAAGACAAUGAAGUUGAACCAAGUAACCCUCUUCAGACUCCACAGCCUGUUGAGUUUCAAGGCCAUCAAGUGACAGGCUCAGCUCGCAGCAGCCUGAUACUCAGAGGCCCCAGCUCACAGCCACAGUGGGGUCGGUUUCUGAGCAGCACUAGCAAAGGAGCUCCCUUGGCUGACGUGCGUGUGCUGCUGCCAGAGCUUGGAGGCAUGCGGGUGCAGACCAAGCCCUCACAGAUGGCCUCCCCAGAACAGAGGAUCUCUACGUGGAGUCCCCCGUCUACUUUUUCUUUGGACUCAAGGCACAAAGACUUGAUGGUGGAAUUCUCUGAAGAGUCGCUGAGAGCGAGAACGUUACCUGGAAUGCAAAGAUUUAGUUCUUUGGAGAACUUGCAUUGGCCACCACUGGGGAGUAGAGCGCAGGCCCCGCUCACCACCUCGCCUAUAGCCGAGCCAAUGCAGGACCAUGCUCCCUCCUGGGUCAGGAUCAGCCAGGCACCUCAGGAGUCCCCCUUCCCCCCUGUGGAUGGAGACCCCAGGGCUCCUCCUCCGCGAGCCACCCCCUUCCCAGCAGAGUCCGCGGGCCUCUCCCUGCUAUUCCCCCCGAGCAAGUGGCUGAAGUACCAGAGCCCGGCUCCGCGAACCCUGCCCACUGGGGAUCAGGGAGCCCUGGAGGUGACCGCGGAUGGGACCAGGCUCCAGGGCGCAUCAGACUCCACGUGCGUGCAGAUGCUCAGGGCUGCGUUGCAUAGGGGCCCAAGGAUCACACCGAGGAUACAGGAGGCGCGAGGAGCAGCGGGGAGCCCCGGCCACGGGAGGCAGGGCUGCCAGGAGAUGAGCAGCUCCGAGCUGUGCUUCCCGAGUGGGCAGAGGCUGGAAUCGGCUCCUCUGCCGCGGCGGCAGACCUGUGUGCCCGCGGUGUUCCGGUCCCCUGCGCACUACCGGCAGACCUUCACAGCGUGUAUCACAGAACAUCUGAAUAUACUGCUGUUCGGCUUGGCCCAGCGGCUGCGCAGAGCCCUUUCGAAGGUUGACUUUGCGUUUUACAUGUCAGUUAAAGAGGAAAAAGUGAAGAACAUGGAAGGCAGCUUGCCUUGCUGUCACCACAGGGAGCCUGCGACCCUGGUCAUGGCUAGGAAAGAGGGGCCAAAUAAGGGUCGUCUCUUUUAUGCAUGUGACAGACCCAAAGCCGAGCAGUGUAAGUUUUUCAAGUGGCUGGAGGAGGUGACACCAGGCCAGGCAGCCCCAGCAGCGUUUCCACCCAAGGUGGCUCUGAGUGACAUGAAGAGCCUUGGCUUGUACCUGCAAGGUCAGCACAUCCCGCUCUACGAGGAGUGCCGGCUUCUGGUCAGAAAAGGAUUCGAUUUUCAGAGAAAACAGUAUGGCAAGCUAAAGAAGUUUACUAAUAUAAAUCCUGAAUGUUGCAAUGAACCCAAAAGCAAGCUUUAUCUUAAGCUGAGUCGUAAGGAAAGUUCUUCGAUCUACAGCAAAGAUGAUCUCUGGGUGAUUUCAAAAACCUUGGAUUUUGAACUGGACACAUUCAUCGCAUGCAGUGCUUUCUUUGGCCCAUCCUCUGCCAAUGAGGUGGAGCUGCUGCCUCUGAAAGGCUACUUCCCAUCCCGCUGGCCUGCUGAUGUUGUGGUCCAUGCGCUGUUGGUUUGUAACGCGAGCAACGAGCUGACGGCAUUGAGGAACAUCCAGGACCACUUUCACCCAGGAACGCUGCCCCUGACGCCGCACCUCUUAGCCAUGUCUGCAACCCCUGCGGCUGGCCAGGGGAGAGUGGAUGUGAGGAAGUUCACCCCGCCAGCCUUCAUUGGCAGGUGUGCCGAGCGGGAGCAGCCCAGUCGGGAUGCGGCGCUGCAGCUGGUGGGCGAGCUGGUCCGGACGCACGGGCUGAAUGAGGACCAGGAGGCGGCCCUGAGCCAGGUGGCCCUCAUGCUGACGGCCCCUGCUAGUUCGGACAGCGCCCCCACCCUCCCCUUCACCCUCAUCCACGGUGUUUUUGGCGCGGGCAAGAGCUAUUUGCUGGCGGUGGUGGUUUUGCUGUUCGUGCGCCUGUUUGAGCAGAGCGACACUGCUGUGGUGGGGAACGCACGGCCAUGGAAACUUCUCAUUUCUUCCUCCACCAAUGUUGCCGUGGACAGAGUGCUUCUGGGGCUUCUCAGCCUCGGGUUUGAGAAGUUCGUCCGGGUGGGCAGCGUCAGGAAGAUCGCCAAGCCGAUUUUGCCGUACAGCCUGCACGCCGGCCCAGGCAGUGACAGCGAGCCGCUGCGGGAGCUGCAGGCGCUGCUGAAGGAGUCGCUGACCCGCACCGAGAGGGCGUGUGUGCGGAGGAGCCUGGAGCAGCACCGGCUGGGCAGCACCCGGGCGCUGCUGAGGCAGGUCCCCGUGGUGGGUGUGACCUGCGCAGCCUGCCCGUUCCCCUGCAUGAGCGACCUGAGCUUCCCGGUGGUGGUGCUGGAUGAGUGCAGCCAGAUGACUGAGCCCACCUCGCUGCUCCCCAUCGCACGGUUUCAGUGUGAGAAGCUGAUUCUUGUGGGAGACCCCAAACAGCUGCCUCCUACGAUUCAGGGUUCUGAAGCGGCUCAUGAAAAUGGACUGGAACAGACUCUCUUCAGUCGGCUUUGCUUAAUGGGUCACAAGCCAAUCCCACUGAGAACCCAGUACCGUUGCCACCCCGCCAUCAGUGCUGUGGCUAAUGACCUGUUCUACGGUGGAAACCUGAGGGACGGUGUGUCGGAAGUGGAGAGGGGCCCCUUACUGCACUGGCUGCCAACCCUAUGUUUCUAUAAUGUCACAGGCCAAGAACAGAUCGAAAGAGAUAAUAGCUUUUAUAACAUGGCUGAAGCUUCCUUUACACUCAAGCUGAUUCAAUCGCUGAUUGCAAGUGGCAUUGUGGGCUCUAUGAUUGGGGUGAUAACAUUAUAUAAAUCCCAGAUGUACAAGCUCUGUCACUCCCUGAGUACUGGGGACUUUGGCCACCAUGAUUUGAAAACUGUGCAAGUGUCCACAGUGGAUGCUUUCCAAGGGGCAGAAAAGGAGAUUGUUAUUCUGUCCUGCGUCAGGACAAGACACGUAGGGUUCAUUGACUCAGAAACACGAGUGAACGUUGCACUGACCCGAGCCCGGAGGCAUCUGCUGAUUGUGGGAAAUUUAGCCUGUCUGAGGAGAAACAGGCUGUGGAGAUGCGUGAUCCAGCACUGCGAAGGAAGAGAAGAUGGAUUACAGCAGGCCAGCCAGUGUGAGCCACACCUGAACUGUCUCCUCAAAGAUUAUUUUGAAAAACAAGCAGAAGAAAAACAGAAGAGAAAGAAUGAAAAGGAGAAAUCUAAAGAGAAGUCUCAUUUACAAAAUGACAUGGACUAGGAAUUGUACUUAUGUAAAUUCAGAUUUACUUUAUGUUAUAUAUUUUUUAUUAUCACAAAAUACUUGGCAUAGAAAAAAACCCCUGUAUUCUUUGAUAUUUAAAUAAUGUACUAAAUAAGUGCAUUUUAAAAAGUUGGCUUUUUGAAUAAGUAUGCAUUAUUUAUAUUAAGAUAGGGGGAUGGGCUGUUUAUUUAUUUAUUUAUUUAUUUAUUUAUUUAUUUUGGCACUGGGUAUCAAACUCACAACCUUUUGCUUGCCAGGCAGGCACUUAUGCCACUGAGCUAAACCCCGGCCUAUUUAUGUAUUUUGGAUUUUUGAGACAGGAUCUUGCCAUGUAAUCCAGGCUGACAUUGAACUCAACUGUAGUUUUCGUGCCUCAACCCUCCUGAGUGCAAGGAUUUACAGGUUUGUGUCAUACCUCCCAGUUUAACAAUGUACUUUAAAAAUAUGUGGUUAUCACAAAACCUCAUUUCUGAGAACAGGUAUACAACUCCUUUCCCAACUAUAAUUGUAUCAGAAUUUUUUAGAAAUAAAUACACUCCCUCACUAUCUAAAGUAAAAGCAUUCACAAUGAAACUUCUGAAAAGUAUGAAAGGGAAGAAAGAAAAUACUAAAAGUUCACUGAAGAUAGCAGCACUCCAUACCUGAGCUGCAUGGUGUCUUAAAUCUGAGGUUUAAACUGGAUUCUUUGGUUUUACUCCCCAAGUCCCUCCAUCCUCAUUCUUAAUUUUUAGUCUUCUUGGCCACCAGAGGUAAGUUUCAAGUCAUUUUGUUUCUUCAAGCAGAGUAUGAGAUGGUAAGUCCUCUUUUGCAUUUGUGAUUUGUGAGCACUUGCUUGCGUUUCAUAUGUACUAGUGAUGCCUCUUUUGAACCUUCACCCUCUCAGGCUGCAUUCCUGUCACAUACACUGAGAGUGCUAGUGGGCUUCGCUUGUGGGCAUCUGGAGUAGAGUGCUUGCCUUUUGUGCUCAGUCCCCAGCACUGCUAAAAACUGUGUUUGUGUAUCUAUACUCCAAGUAUGAUUUUGGGCAUAAAAUUACGGACAUUUGCUACUAAAAGUGAUGUUUAGAAGUUUUUUGUCUUUGUAAUUGUUUUUAAUCUUAGUUUUUCUUUUUAGUGCUAAGAACCAAACCUACCACCUUGUUCAUGCUAAGCAAGACUAUGCCACUGAGCUACAAUCCCCACUUCAAGAACUGAUUAUUAACAAAAGUAUUUUAAUAGCUGGUGUUUGUUUUGUUUUUUUGAGACAGUCUCAUUCUGUGGUUCAGAUUGGGUUUAAACUCACUAUGUAGCCCAGGUUGAUCUUAAACUCUUGGUGAUCCUCCUGCCUCAGCCUCCCAAGUGCUAAAAUGACAGGUGUAUGCCACCAUGUUCUGCUGUGAUUCUCAACAUUCUUGUAAGUAUCCAAAGUAGGUUAAAAAUAAUAUAUUUGUUUUGUGCUCUGCAUUCUUCUGUAGCCAAUGCCUGUCCUUAGCAGCAUACGCUUCUCACUUGUAUAACUUGAAAAAAACUACAAGUUAAAAUCAAAGGUUACGAAGCUCAGCUUAAUACUUAAUAAAACCUAACUCACUGCUCCUUUACAUUUGACCAAAUGAUUGAUUUAGAGAUAACAGAGCAAACCCAAAAUGCUGCAUGCUCUUGACUGUGUUUUAAUUUAAAGACAGAUAUGAAAUGGCUAUAUACUAAUUCAAUUUUUUACAUUAAAUAAGAAUGAACUGGAAAUUGGUGAUUUCCUUGACAGAUACUGGACCCUGAAAUGAAAUAAUUCUUCUAAAAACAUUAGAUUAACGCUGAUUUGAAAUGCCUGCUUUGUAAUUACUCAUGAGUGAAAUGCAUGUUUAGUUCAAGUUGUACUUUUGGUUCACAUUAGCACAAUUGGAUUAUAAAGUAAAGGAAAAUUGUAGACCAAA